UGGCUGCGAGGUUAUAAAGGCUUGAGCUCUCGCUGCGACGUUGUUGUUCAUUCCGUGGCCGCGCUCUUGUGGGGUUAUCUCUAGAGCCAGUUUGUAGGUCCUGUCCUUCUGACUAAAGCAGCAGCAAUGGUGGAGGAGGCGCGUUUUCUCUUCUGGCAGAAACUUUUCUCAGCGUGUCUGGUGUUUGGGGUGGAAGGAGACCCCUGUGCUGUGAACACGUGUGACAACGGGGGAACCUGUGUGACUGGAACGGGGACUCCGUUUAUUUGCAUCUGUCCCGAUGGCUUUUCUGGAGACAUCUGCAAUGAAACUGAGACGGGACCAUGCAUCCCAAACCCAUGUGAAAAUGAUGGCGCCUGCGAGGCGACGAGCCAGUCUCGACGAGGAGAUGUCUUCAGCGAGUAUGUCUGCAAGUGCCAGCCAGGAUUUGAAGGAAUUCACUGCCAGAACAGUGUCCAGAGAGCAGAUUUAUUUUCCCAAAAAGAUGUGAACGACUGUGCUGUUCAGCCUUGUGAGAAUGGAGGCACCUGUAGGGACCUUGAUGGAGAUUUCCUUUGCCAUUGUCCUUCUCCUUAUGUAGGCAAACACUGCCAGCUGCGUUGUAUUUCUCUGCUUGGCAUGGAUGGAGGGGGCAUCGCUGAGUCCCAGAUUACGGCCUCAUCGGUGCGCUACACUCUGCUGGGUCUGCAGCGCUGGGGCCCGGAGUUGGCCCGCCUUAACAACAAGGGACUGGUUAAUGCCUGGAGUGCAGCUGCACAUGACAAGAACCCAUGGAUCGAGAUCAACAUGCGGGGAAAGAUGCGACUUACAGGCAUCAUCACCCAGGGUGCCAGUCGCAUCGGCACAGCAGAGUUCAUCAAAGUCUUUAAGGUGGCCUCUAGCCUGGACGGCAAGACCUAUACCAUGUACAGGAAAGAAGGAGACCAGAAGGACCAGAUAUUUAUGGCGAACGUGGACAAUGAAAGCACCAAGACCAACACAUUUGACCCCCCAAUCAUCGCCCAGUACAUCCGCAUUAUUCCUGUAGUGUGUCGCAAAGCUUGCACUCUGCGUAUGGAGCUCGUGGGCUGUGAACUCGAUGUGUAUUCCAACACUUCAGGUUGUUCAGAGCCGUUGGGCAUGAAGUCCAGAUUGGUGUCAAACAACCAGAUCACUGCCUCUAGCACCUUCCAAACCUGGGGCCUGGAGGCUUUCACCUGGUACCCACACUUCGCCCGCCUGGACAAACAGGGCAAGACCAAUGCUUGGACAGCUGCCACCAACAGCCGAUCUGAAUGGCUUCAGGUGGACUUGUUGUCUCCUAAGAAGGUAACUGGGAUCAUCACUCAGGGGGCAAAAGACUUUGGCACCAUCCAGUUCAUUACGUUUUUUAAGGUUGCCCAAAGUAACAAUGGAAGGUUCUGGACUACAGUGAAGGACCAGACCACAGGAAAGGACAAGAUUUUCACUGGGAACAGCGACAACAACGUUCACAAAAAGAACCUCUUUGAACCGGCGCUCUUCAGCAGGUAUAUCCGCAUCCUGCCAUGGGAGUGGCACGAGCGUAUCACCCUUCGAAUGGAACUUCUGGGAUGUAAUGAGUAGAACCUCUCAAUGAUGCCCCUAUUCACUUCACCUCCUCCUCUCUCCCUUUCCCAUCCUGAGCAACACCUGCACUGCCUUGCUCUCAGCUGUAGGGGGCAGCAAACAACAGAGUAGCACUCUACCCAAACCUUGGCUGGUCACAAGUUGAAGUUUCUACAGCCACUGGUUGUAACCUGGAACACCUUUGUUUGCAAGAUUCUUAGCUAUGAUUCCUUUUCUUGACUCUUUUUCCCCUGAACCGAUUCGGCUAUUCCUCCUUCACUAGAUUAAAGAUGGUGGUAGCUGCCUUGUAGAUGAAAGACUGCUUGUGUAUAAUUUGUUGCUGCCUAAAUUCUGAUCCUAGAUCAGCUCUACCUGGAACAUUAGACCUCCAAGACCCACAGCUGGUGCUGUAAACAACCCCAUGAAACCACCUGAGCAUGACCUUUGACCUUAUGUGAUCUUUCUACAGAGUGCAAGUUAUCUUGAGAAGAUGCUUUGAGUUAAUUUUCUUCAAAAAAAUAGAAAAUAUAAAUUAUUUUAGCAAGUAACCUGAGGGUUAGCAUCUUUACUGUGACUCUUUAAAAAUGUUUAUUAACAGUAAUAUGUAUAUAUUUGUUUAUUGAUGAGAAAGAAGAGAGCAAACUGCCCCAGCAGCGUUUUAUUACAUUUCAGGUUGGACCGUAACAUUUAGUUUCUCUUGUAGCUUUUUGUUCAGUUCUUAAACGGUUUAAAGGGCAGGGUGAAGAAAAGCUUAGACUUGGCACCAACAGCUUUUCAGAACGUCUUCUUUGUGGAGGAAUUUUCUGACAAAUCUGGGAAACGCUGAACCGAUGAGUCACGCUUCAAAGUGAAAUGUUGAGUACUGGUUUUUGUUGUUUAUAAUCGGUCGGUGAAGCAUCCCAAUCAUUCAGGCAACAGACGUUUCCUCAGACAGACGACCGAGUCGCAGGGGAGGUUUAAACAUGCUGCUUUUAUGCACUGAUCAGAGACCUUAAAUAAGAGCUCACGCUUUAAAGUGUUACAUUAACCUUUCAGAAAGAAAUAACUUGUUUUUAUUCACUUGACUUUUUUUGGACUGUAUAUGACUGUUUUAAAUGAUGUGUCAAAUAAAUUGAAUUGAGUGCA
Molecule: messenger RNA, 2691 nt
Organism: Nothobranchius furzeri (turquoise killifish)
Lineage: Eukaryota; Metazoa; Chordata; Actinopteri; Cyprinodontiformes; Nothobranchiidae
Gene: mfge8b
Product: milk fat globule EGF and factor V/VIII domain containing b
Cellular component (GO): plasma membrane
Molecular function (GO): signaling receptor activity; calcium ion binding
Source: RefSeq, a predicted model, not a curated record